Messenger RNA from Mus musculus (house mouse), 5402 nucleotides. RefSeq names its product kelch domain containing 8A (gene Klhdc8a). Lineage: Eukaryota; Metazoa; Chordata; Mammalia; Rodentia; Muridae. The transcript has 5 exons. Bases 664 to 1716 code for a protein of 350 amino acids. The record is from RefSeq and is marked validated.
CCUGCUCCGGCUGUCUCCGACCCUGUAGACACUGCAGGCCCUGCCCUCGCUCGCCCUGGUCGCCCGGGGCUGACGCACAGGCCACAGCCUCCGCCUCGGGGCGCGUGGGCUCCUGCCCAGGUGUGGAAGCUGCGGGGAGGCGGUGCGGGGAACCCGCGUCCUCCGGCCGGAGCUCGGCUUCUGGCGACCGCUCUCCUGCGCGGGUGACGGCGGCGUGCGGGCUGGGAAGGGCAGGGAGCGCUGUCCUCCGCUCCGCGGCUGCCAGGCGGACCGUGAAAGCUUCGCGCGGCUGUAGGCGCCGCCCGGGAGCUAGUGCUGGGCGAGCGCGGCGCCCACGCGCGGUGGGGUGGGCUCCGAGCUCCGGGGGACCGGGCGGGGGCGGGGCGCAUCCUGCAAAGUUGACCAAGGGUGAGCUACCGCCGGCGCCCUGCUGCCCUAGAUUCGCCAGGUUCUUUCCGCGGAGCCAGGCGUGGACGUCGCUGCCCCGCUGACACCCAAGGGACCCGGAGAAGCCAGCGGGCGUCGGCAGGGAGCCCGUGCAGCGCGAGAUGGAGGCUGAGAGAGGGGACGCGCCGACCGGCGCCGUGUAGCCCGCGGGCCCCGGGGCUGGACCUUGCCCGGACGCUGUGGGGGCGCUCGAGCAGGGCCCUCCCCCGGGCUGCCAUGGAAGUGCCCAAUGUCAAGGACUUUCAGUGGAAGCGCCUUGCUCCACUGCCUAGCCGCCGGGUCUAUUGCUCACUGCUGGAGACUGGGGGGCAGGUCUAUGCCAUCGGGGGAUGUGAUGACAAUGGCGUCCCUAUGGACUGCUUCGAGGUCUACUCCCCCGAGGCCGACCAGUGGACCUCCCUGCCCUCCCUGCCCACAGCCCGGGCCGGGGUAGCGAUCACUGCCCUAGGAAAGCGGAUUAUGGUGAUCGGGGGUGUGGGCACCAAUCAACUGCCUGUGAAGGUCGUGGAAAUGUACAACAUCGAUGAGGGCAAGUGGAAGAAGAGAAGCGUCUUGCGCGAGGCUGCCAUGGGCAUUUCUGUCACAGCCAAAGAUUAUCGAGUGUAUGCCGCAGGAGGGAUGGGCCUGGACCUACGUCCACACAACUACUUGCAACACUAUGACAUGCUGAAGGACAUGUGGGUGUCACUAGCUCCCAUGCCCACCCCAAGAUACGCUGCCACCUCCUUCCUCCGGGGCUCCAAGAUCUAUGUGCUGGGGGGACGACAAUCUAAGUAUGCAGUCAAUGCCUUCGAGGUCUUUGAUAUAGAGUCUCGGUCCUGGACCAAGUUCCCCAACAUUCCCUGUAAACGGGCUUUCUCCAGCUUUGUGACCCUGGACAACCACUUAUACAGCCUAGGAGGCCUGCGCCAGGGCCGUCUGUACCGGCAGCCCAAGUUCCUCCGGACAAUGGAUGUGUUCGACAUGGAACAGGGGGGAUGGCUGAAGAUGGAACGCUCAUUCUUCCUCAAGAAACGCCGGGCAGACUUUGUGGCUGGUGGUCUGAGUGGAAGGGUCAUAGUGGCUGGGGGCCUUGGAAACCAGCCCACUGUCCUGGAGACAGCAGAAGCAUUCCACCCUGAGAAGAACAAGUGGGAGGCACUCCCCCCCAUGCCCACGCCCCGCUGUGCCUGCUCCAGCAUUGUCUUCAAGAACUGCCUCCUGGCUGUGGGGGGUGUCAGCCAGGGACUGAGCGAUGCGGUAGAGGCACUGUUUGUCUCUGACUCCUAGCUGGCCGGAGCAGCACCUUUGCCUGGUCAGCAUCACUCCAAUCCUGACAUGAGGAAUGGUCUCAUCAAAGCAGUUUGGACUACUUCCUCAGGCUCCUACUCCUGUGAAGAGACAGAGAGGUCAAGCCCUGGGGCUCUCAGUGACCUCUCUCUAACCCUGCACUCUCAGAAAGCAGAGCUGACUCCGCCAGUCAGUCAGUGCUGGGCUGUGGACUGGGGAGAAGCUUCACUCAGUGCUCAGACACAGCAGGGCAAAGUUCCCUCCUCUCGUCUACCUCGUGAGGUGGAGGGCAUUGCCACCCAGAGGGAGAUCCUUGUUGUCCUUCCCCAUCUCUGAGGUAGUUUGAGUGUCGUGAGAGAUAAACUAAUGAAGAACAGGGCACCCCCAAUCCCUUGUUUCUCUUUGGUUGACAUCCAUUCCCCAUAUAGAAGUCAACUGUAGACCUGCCCCAGAUCUCACCUACCUAUCAGGAAUUGCACUUGAAGCUAGGGCAGUUGUGUAGGAAGGAAGCUGGGGGCUCACACACCAGGCCAACAGCUUUGGCAGAAGAGACUCUUCCUCUCAGGUCCCAGUUGGGCAUGUGAUGAUGGAGUGUCAAUAUCUUCUGUAUUCUGCCUUCUGCCACCUUCUCCUGACCUGAGGCCUGGCCACUCUGUGUCCCAACAGCUCUCAGAGUGUUUCUGCGUGAAACUGUCUCAUUUACAUACACUGUGGCUUCCAAAUCCACAAAGGGUGGAUUAAUUGCACUCCGGUUAAUAACAGCAGCACAACAAUUGGCAUCUUUAUCCCUGUCUUCUUUGGACCCUGGAGACAAGGCAGGAGGGUCCUGGUUUGUAGAUAGAAAACCCCAUGAGAUCAUCUCCCACCGUGUUCUCCCGAGAAAGAGGGACCCAUUGGCCACCUGCUCUUGAAGAGUGCUACCUUCCCUAGGCCACAGCUGUCCCACUCUCAAAGAGCUCAAAGAGAAAACCAACCAGUUUUUCCUUCUCUUGGUACGCACACAUAUGUUUGGCCAAGGUUGUGACCAUUCAAUCUUUUCUAGGUUAUACCCAUGUCUAACCUUGAUCAAUUCUGCUGAAGCUCAUUUUAGGCAAAAGAUGAAAGACCUGUUAAUUGACUUAAAAGCAAUUGGGUGGCCAUAAGGGGGUCAGAAGGAUGGAUGGAUGUGCCUUCCCUUUGGCCUACACAGCAGCUCUUUGUGCUACUUCCCAGUCAUUCAUAUUGGAUUAGGAUCUAGCUUGGGGAAGAGCACUUACCCAGCAUGCUCAGGGACCUGAGUCCCAUCCUCAGCACAGAAAGCAAACUGAACUAGCUCUGAGUUAGCCCUGAGGACACCAAGAAUAAUGACUCCCCAGCCCCCACCCCUGACCCCCAGGCUGUGGAAGAGGCAGGGCUCAGGUGAUUAAUUGCCUCCCAAGGAGCCAGAGCUGGAGGAUAGCCUAUCAGGGUUUCAGGGGUCAGAGGCCCUUCUUUCUGGUGGUGGUAGGGGUCAUACUCCCCGCUGGAUCUUCAAGGACCUAGUGAAACCUGGAUCAUGAAGGGAGGUGGGUUGUUGGCUUUAUCUUUGGGUGCCAGGAGGACACUGCCACCUGCUGGCCUAGCAGUUUUUUCCUCACUGAGGUGAAGCGGAAGAUUGUGGCCUCUAAUGAACAGACCACAAAAGAAACCUCCAUUGCUUAUGGAUCCAAUACCGUUAAGUACCCCUGAACUAACCAUUAGAAAAAAAAGAGUCGGGGAGCUACAGAGGACAGGUGGCUUCUCAGAGCAAGCUCCCUCUCCCUUUCCAACCUCUACUUCUGUCCUGCCCAUAUCAUUCCCAACCCAAGAGGAGCCAAGCCAUACCACAUCUGAGGAUAGAAUUGGAUCCUUUUAAGAUAGUUGGAACCUUAGAGGCCCAGCAGGUUCUAUGAGGUUGAAUUAGAUAUUGACCUUAUCAGAGCAAUUUAAAGCUGGAGCUGGUAUCUGUUAGGGUCACCCCUGCCCAAGGUCCAUUGUGGGAAGACUAGGGAUACCUCAGUGAGGGGUGAGGGAAGCCCUUGAUGUCUGUGUUAAAACGUGUGGUUCUAUAUGCCUCACAUCUCAGAGGGAGCACAGCCAACGACCUGCCUCAGGCCUCACACAUCCAGUUGCCACAGGCCUCCCCUCACCACACCCUUCAGAAGGUCCCUUACCCUCCUGAGUUCCCAGUCUGUCUCACAAGGUGGUACAGUACCUGCUUCAGUACCCUGGUCAGCGCUGAGCACAGGAGGGGGUUGAUGCCCAGCUGGGCAACAUAAUGAGACUCAGACUUCCAGAGUCAGAAACUGGACACGAUGCUUACUUUUAGUUCCAACACUCAGAGGCAGGGGGAUCUCUGUAAGUUUGAGGCCAGCCUGGUGUACAUAGUAAAUUCCAGGACAGUCAGAGCUACAUGGAGAGACCCCGACUCACCCCAUCCCCUCAAAAUCAGGACUACUGAAAGGAUUUAAAUAUUGGGGAGAGCAUGUGGAAGAAUGCAGAGGCAUUUCUGGGGACAUGAGACUGUAAUGCAGGCCAGCAGAUCCACAACAAAAUCUCUACAUGCCUUGUGGAAGAGUCUAGACUUCAUGCAUGCAGGAAAUUAAGAGCAAAUGAAGGUCACCAUCACACCAAGUUCAAUGAGCAGGGCAGGGAAAACAAGAAUUUUCUGACUCCUGAACUCCUGCAUCAAGCCCAUGGUUAGAGCCGGGCCUCCCGAGAAAAGCGCAAGAGCAACACUUUUCCUGCACUGACUGGAAGAGCCCAAGGCAAGGCAAGGUCUGAGCUGACCCUGAGGGGAGCUGAGGCUUAGAGUGGAAAGCUUGGACCAUGUUCUGGUGGUGGGUCUCCGGCCUUAUUCCUUCCCCAUCACAGUGCCAGUGGAAGGAGGCACGGUCCCCAGGGAAGGGGGGAGAGCCAGCCGGCGGCCAGAGCUGGAUUCCCUGAGUGCCCUACACUGAUGCCGAGAAAAGUUGUGCUCCUCUUGUGCUAUGAUCCUCUUUGUUUCAAUGACUUGUUUCUCAAACGCUAAAGCUACUUGGGCUGCAUGGGCAGCUGUGUACCUGCCUUUCAGAAGCCCCAGGGCCCUCGUGUGUUCUAUGGAACAAAAUGCUUAUAAUCCAGCUCCUACAGACUCUUGAGAGUGAACACUGCAGACAUGCAGUCUAUGUGCCUUGACUGCCUUAAGCCAGUUCCUGGCACUGCCCCCAGAACCCCCCUCCCCAACAUCUACACUGCCUGUACUCUACUCUCCUUUCUCGCUCACACUUGCACCCUGCUCCCCUUACACGCGUACUCACCAUCCACCCUCUCAUUCAGACAUGCCUCCCUGUGCACACUUUUCAUGCAAAUGGCCACCCACACUCAAGCACAUCUUUACAAACACAUCAUACACGCCCCCUUAUGGACAUCUGUCAUGCCCAUAGCUUUGAUUUCACACUCAUGUAACUCAUGUACACUUGCUCUCAAUUGUCCGCUGUGGCCAGACUUAAAAUUACCUCCCAUCCCCACCCCAUCCCCCCGGUUUUUUGUUUGUUUGUUUGUUUUUGUUUGAGACAUGGUCUUACUGUGUAGCCCCCACCUCCACUAGCCUGGAACUUGCUAUGUAGACCAGGCUAGCUUUGAACCCAUAGAGAUCUACUUGCUUCUGCUUUCUAAGCAUUGGGAUUAAAGGCAUAGGCCGGCCACCA